Dreissena polymorpha is the source of this 1595-nucleotide messenger RNA. RefSeq lists its product as uncharacterized. The record is from RefSeq and is a predicted model, not a curated record. Bases 671 to 1468 code for a protein of 265 amino acids. Lineage: Eukaryota; Metazoa; Mollusca; Bivalvia; Myida; Dreissenidae. The transcript has 6 exons.
UUAAUACUAAUUAUAAAAAAAACAGGUGCUUCGCGCAUUUGGACACAUUCAGUGUGUUACACACUAGUGCAAUAAUUGACACUUUUGACAUGUUCAUAGUGAUAUUUGCACUGAACACUGACCAGUGUAUUGCAAUUUUGACACUUAUUGAUUAUUGAAAACUAGUGCUUUUUAACUUGUGUGACCUUUAUUUUUAUUAAAGCGUGAUUGAUCUGUUUUGUUUAUAUUCUUUUUGUGUAGUUAGAUACACAUAAGACAAGUUUAGUCGUCCUUAUUAGUCUUGUUGCAAUAGUAUUGUUAGUAAGGUAACAAUAGUAAGGUAGUAUUUGGGUUGUUAAGACUUGUCUUUUUAUAAUUAGUAGAUUUAUUACGCAGGCUCUUUUGAACAGGAUGCAGUGUUGUGUCAGGAAGCAUUUUCCUUUUAUUUUUUCAGGUGCCCAAGACAGGAGAAAAGUGAACCGUAUUGCUGGGGACUCCAAUGCUCAUCGGAUUAAGGAUAUUCUUCCUGACGAUAUAGCUGUCAAAUGCCUGCCAAUCUCUGAUGAGAAUAUGUAAUGACAAUGGUAUAGAACAGUAAUUACAGUUUCAGACAUUCGCCAACUCUGUUUUCAAAGGUGCCAAAUUUUCUUGUGAUCGUUUUCGCCAUGCAUUGUUGAGUGACUUGCGGAAGAUGGAUGUUCAACAGCUGUAUCUUCAUCUAGGCUCAAAUGACAUUCUUACGAAUGAAGCGGUGUUUUACCGGAGGCGCACAAUCAGGUGUCCAGAAUGCAGGGUUGUUUGCUCCAACGAAGACGCUUUGCUGAGCCACUUCUGCAGUCGCCACAUCAAGCAACCAGAGACUGGAAAAGAGAGUAAAAUUAAGCUGAUAGGCUCACCAAUGAUUGCAUCUGCUAAUCAUGAACUCAACGAAGUCAGCUCAAGGAAGUGGAAGGCAUGCUUGGAAAAUAGAAGUUUCCAUUAUGAAGGAACAUACAAACAUUUCCCACCCACCAUGUGGAUCAAGAUGUUUGGGCUGAUGAUUCUGGGUCGUAUGUGUGGACAAGGUGGUCCUCAUUACAUCAUGAUGCAGCUGUGUAUUCAACAACAUGUUAACCUGUCCCAGCGGAUGUUGAUGCUCUUAAAUGAUGUUGAGAAAAAUCCAGGACCGGAGUAUUCGUGCAAAUGGAUAUCCUGCAAGGAAGACUUCCACUCCAUAGGACAGCAAGAUGCACAUAUCAUCUCUCAUGUGGUUCAAGAGAAAUGCUGUAGAUGGGGAGACUGUACCAAAGUCCUGAGCUUUAAUAGUCUUGAAAUCCAUGAACUUAAACAUCAUGAUGUGAGUUUAGCACUGUGUAUGAACUGGUGUUGCUUCAUUUUCUGCAUAUCUUUAUCUCAGUCUUCUCUAGUUUUGAUGGUCAAAUACAUAUUGUCUGCCAGUUUUUUUCCCCCAAUACUGCCGUUCAUCGUUUGCUUGCAUCAAGAGUUUUAAAAGAAAUUAAAACUCAUUUGUUUAGUUAGAAUCUUAUGAAAGACUUAAAUGGCCAUGUUUAAUACAAUUGUAUAACAACAUAUAUGAGCUAAAAAAAUAGUUGGAAUAAUUAAUGUAUAUAUGAACA